ACCUUUCCCUGGCACCGUGCACGCAGAGUCUUCAAAAUAAAUCGAGUCGGCACUGCGAACGUGUUUUUCGUCGGCCGCGGGCAAAAAGCAAAGAAACGGGUCUUUGAUAUCAAUUCGUUAGCACUGUGUUUAACCUUCCACACAAAUCCACCUCCGAAACGUUCAGUGCUUAUUCAUGGUGGCAUAUAGUGCCGAGCGAGUGAACAUUUUCCAUUACAAUCCGGAGUGAAAACGCAUUUCAUAACAACUGCUGCACCGCAGAAGAACAGAGUUCGAGCACAGGCGAGGCACGGGAUAGGAGCAGUGAAAACAGCGGAGAACGGUGCUAGCUGUGCAUCAUUACUAGCAUCGCCUUCAACAUGACGAAAUUCAUGGUUGCCAGGCGUUGCCUGGAGGUGGCCACCGAUACGCUCGGUUCGACAGCCAGCACUCUUACGCGUCCCCGGUACAGUGUGUCAUCUUCCUGGCUGAAUCAUCUGUACCUGCUUCGCUUACGGCCGGAAACGUCCCGUGUGGGGGCACGCAGCUACACGUCCCAGGCCGACAACCGUAAGCCGGCGACCAAAGACUUUGACGAUGGCGAUCGUCCACCGCUCGAUCCGGAAGCGGUACAUGCGGAUCUGCUCCGCCGGUUGACCAAGCUGUACGACCAGGAGGUGUCCCGACAGUUGAUUGUGCCACCGUUUAAGCGGGCGUUGCUGUACGGCGAGAAGGCAGCCAUCCGUGACCAGGCAGGAGAUUUUAGCUUCAUCCAGCUAUACGAAGCCGUUAAACGACUCGCAGCUCAGAUAUCGAAAUGUUGCGGUAGUGCUUCCCAGUCCCGUGUGGCAUUCCUUUGCCCCAACAAUAUUACUUACGUGAUCAGCCAGUGGGCAUGCUGGUUUUCGGGACAAGUCGCCGUCCCCUUGAACGCAAAAUAUCCGGCCGAUCUGCUCGAGUACUACAUCAAAGAUUCGGAUGCAGCACUGCUGCUAACGACGCCGGAGUUUCUUCCGCUAGCAGAACCGUUGGCCGCCAAGCUACAGAAACCAUUGCUGGUGGUCAAUCACGAGCUGCUCAAUGCGAACGGUCAAUCCAGCGCCGACACACAGGCCGAUGUUUCGUACCUGGAUCCGCGCAGAGAAAAUCUGCUCCAGCUGAACGAUACGCUCGUGGUGGAAAGUGCCCUGAACGGGGAGUUCUAUCGCGAUGCCGAUGCGUUGAUCCUGUACACUUCCGGCACGACGGGCAAACCGAAGGGCGUCGUGCUUAGCUACGCCAAUCUCGACGCACAGCUGCGUGCCCUGUCCCAUGCGUGGCAGGUAAGCGCGAGCGAUUCCGUGCUGCACACGCUUCCACUGAAUCACGUGCACGGUACGAUCAAUGCACUCAACCUGCCGCUGGCUGUUGGCGCGAAGUGUGUGAUGCUACCGAAGUUCGACAGUAGCAGCGUGUGGAGCUAUCUGCUGAACGUGAACAUGACCACCAAGGAGCGGGUGAACGUGUUCAUGGGCGUACCGACGAUGUACGGGCUGCUGAUCCGCGAGUACGACAGUGUGUUUGGCAAGAAUGCUCGGAUGUGUGACUACGUGAAGACACACUGCAAGAAUAAGAUUCGGCUGAUGAUUUCCGGUUCGGCGCCACUGCCCGGCAACAUUUUUGACCGCUGGAACGAAAUAACCGGACACCGGUUGCUGGAGCGCUACGGCAUGACGGAAAUCGGUAUGGCCAUUUCGAACCCAUACCUGCAGGAUGGUGAAUGGAGAAGCAGAAGGCAGGGAUGCGUCGGCAUGCCAUUACCGGGGGUUAGUGUGCGCAUUGUAGAACCGGAAACUGGCCGGCAGCUUACGCUGGAAGGUCGCGAAAAUGAAGGCAUUUGGCAGACGGCGGCAGCAUCCACGCCAGCAGGGUCCACUGUCCCCGAGGAUUCCAUUGCCGGGGCACUGUACGUGAAGGGACGGUCGGUGUUUCGUAGCUACUGGCAGAAACCACAGGAAACGGCAUCCGAGUUCGAUGCGGAAGGUUGGUUCCGGACGGGUGAUACGGCACGGUACGAGCACGGCACGAUACGCAUCCUUGGCCGCACCUCGGUAGACAUUAUCAAAUCCGGUGGCUUCAAGCUGUCGGCGCUCGAGAUUGAAACGGCCCUGCACGAACAUCCGGACACGAGCGAUGUGGCGGUGCUGGGUUUGCCGGACGAGACCUGGGGCCAGCGGGUGGUGGCCGUGAUCAGUUUGCGCGACCAGCAGACGGCCGACGCGUUCAGCAUUCCGAAGCUGCUCGUGUGGCUGGAACAGAAGCUUCCGAAGCAAGCCAUUCCGAAGGAGGUGCGAAUAGUGGAGGAAAUACCGCGCAAUGCCAUGGGCAAGAUCAACAAGCGGGAACUGGUGGAGCAGCUGUACGGUGCGACACCGAGCCCCAGCACAGAGCCACAGAACGUUGACAAGCCCUAAAGUGGGUCCAGGAUGUGGUGUAGCCCGUUAUCGAAAGGGGAUCGCGCAAACAUACAGAAACGUAUUUAAACACACGCACACACGCACACACAUACUUAUACCGGAACCGGCUGCAUCAUCGCGUGAACGAGGAAGUAAGGCAAAAGGCGGGGAAGGAUCACGGUGAUUAAUAUCGCGCCUAGUCACACACACACACACAGUACAGAUAGUGUAUCUUUUCCGCUUUUCCUGCUUUCCGUCGUCGGAAACCGGGUGUGUGUGUGUGUGUAUGUGUGCAGUUAAGCACACUAUUGUCUCAACAGCAUAUGCAUUGUAUUGAAUUUUUGUGUUUUUUUUGUUGUUGUCUCGGGAGCGCCCUCAGACUGGAGGCGGUUUAUGCUAGUGUGGCUGCGGAAUGGACUCUGCGGAACCGAGCGGGUGUGAACCGCGAAAACGAACGAAACGUAUUUGAAAAUUAAGGUUUUUGACAACAAGGUUCCAAAUUUGUUGACGAAUUAUAAUGCCCAAGCGUUAAUGGUGUA
This is a messenger RNA of Anopheles stephensi (Asian malaria mosquito), 2953 nucleotides long. It is a transcript of the gene Acsf3, whose product is annotated as malonate--CoA ligase ACSF3, mitochondrial. The transcript is spliced from 3 exons. The coding region runs from base 360 to 2432 and encodes 690 amino acids. NCBI's taxonomy places the organism in Eukaryota, Metazoa, Arthropoda, Insecta, Diptera, Culicidae. The record is from RefSeq and is a predicted model, not a curated record. Gene Ontology annotation, biological process: fatty acid metabolic process. Gene Ontology annotation, molecular function: medium-chain fatty acid-CoA ligase activity.